GCUGCCAGCCGUGUUAUAUACCGGUGAUCUCACACUAAUAUAUGAAGUAUUUACUAGUCCAUGCUGCCUAGCUAGACAGUUCGCUACUGUUUAGGUGUCGAUCCUUGGGAACUACUCUACCACCUGCUGCGGUUUCCUGCGUUACCUGUCAGGGCAUGAUCAGGAGUCAAGUUUAAGCAUCUAAGCUUUCCUGAAAAGUAUCGCGCGGGCGCGAGCCGCACAGCUACAUCAACCCUCGAAACUCGGCUCGCCGCAACUCCGCAACCAUGCUGCCAAAGGACCCGGCCGCUCAGGCCAAGGUUAUCAAGGAGGUCAUCCGGUCUUACUCCUAUGUGGUCACUUGGAUGGGCAUCUCCAUUGCCGUCAUUUUGUUCAACAAGUGGUUGCUGGCGUACUCGGGAUUCCCUUUCCCAAUUGCCUUGACAUUAUGGCACAUGUUCUUCUGCUCUUUCGUGGGCGUGCUGGCUGUCCGGGUGUUCAAGGUCGUCAAGUCCCACAACAUGACGCCGCGGGAAUACUACACGCGCGUAAUGCCUAUUGGUCUGCUUUACGCCGGUAGCCUAUGGCUAUCCAACUCGGCCUACCUGUACCUCUCCGUAUCCUUCAUCCAGAUGACUAAGUCGCUGAUGCCAGGCCUGGUGUACGCGUCGGGCGUCAUGCUGGGCACGGAGAAGUACUCGCGGGGCGUGACGCUCAACAUGUUGCUUAUUGCAUUCGGCGUGCUGGUUUGCGCGUACGGCGAGCUGAACCUUGUCCUGAAGGGUGUGGUGCAGCAGCUGACGGCCCUGGGCUUUGAGGCCAUGCGACUGACGAUGGUUCAGGUUCUCAUCAACAGCAAGGGCUACAACAUGAACCCCAUCCAGUCGCUCUACUACGUCUCGCCCGCGUGCUUCAUGUGCCUGCUGUUGCCCUUCGUGAGCGUUGAGAUGCCGCGCAUCCGCACCACCCACGACUGGACCUUCAACCCCUCCGUCAUGCUGGCCAACGCCCUGACCGCCUUCAUCCUGAACCUGGCGGUGUUCCUGCUGAUUGGCAAGACCUCGGCCCUGACCAUGAACAUUGCCGGUGUGAUCAAGGACUGGAUGCUCAUCUUCUUCUCGUUCUACCUCUUCAAGGCGCCCGUGACCACCCUCAACCUGCUGGGAUACGCCUUCUGCUGCAGCGGUGUGGUGGUGUACAACCACAUGAAGCUGCAAAUGAUUAAAUCCAAGGUCGCGGCCAGCAGCGGUGGCAAGCCCGACGAAGAGAAGCCCAAGGACGGCGAGAGGUCCAAGGAGGACAUUCUGACUGAGAUCCGGCGGCUACAGGCGCAGAUGGCGGAGCUGGAGGACCGGGUGAGCAGCUCGGCCAAGGUGAUGAACAGCGUGAGCGGCAUGGGCCUGGCGGGCGCUGCCAGCGGGCCCUCGGAGCGCAGCAACGACAUGGUGGUCAGCGCAGCCGUGGUGGCCAGCACCGAGCAGACGGAGAAGGAGAACAAGGACAAGUAAUGUGGAGAAGGAGAGGGAGGGCUAGGAGGAGGGGGCGGUUCGUGGGGUUCUGUAUUGUAGCAGGGUAGGAAUGGUGGAGGAGAGGUUUAGGAGGAUGGAUGUGUGCGUGUGACACGCGGGUGCGUGACUGGCUCGGGGCAGCGUGCGCACAGGUAAAGAACUCCGGUCUAUGCAUUUGGGAUUUUGGAAUAGGGUGUGUGACACUUCCGCGCUGCUUUGCUGGCAGAAUAGUUCGAAACUCAGCGCUUUGGACACGUAUAUGGUGCUCAUGUAGUUAUAUGAGAUCGUGUGACUUGAUUAUCAAAACUCGGAACAGCGGGUAAAGCUGCAUCCCGCUGCGUGUAUGAUAGUGAGUAGCUGUGAGUGCGCCAUGCGGUGCGGCAAAAGGGCCCCGUGUGGGUUAGGGGGUGGCGUGCGCAGUUGAAGGAAGCUGAAGAGCCAAACGAAGAGCCGGAGUCAACCUCUCGGCAGAGCAGUGCUGCUUAUUGAGUGGCUUGGUCUUGGCGGAACGUGAUUCGUGUCAGUUAACGUUGGCAACGAACAGCCUUGGACGAUGCUUACCGGGGUUUUCGCCGGGUUACAACCGUAACAAGGUCUUAUGGGGUUUAUGGUGUCACAACACGAGACAUGGGGG
Astrephomene gubernaculifera is the source of this 2121-nucleotide messenger RNA. NCBI's taxonomy places the organism in Eukaryota, Viridiplantae, Chlorophyta, Chlorophyceae, Chlamydomonadales, Astrephomenaceae. The record is from the annotation of a GenBank genome assembly.